Plenodomus lingam JN3 is the source of this 1281-nucleotide messenger RNA. RefSeq lists its product as uncharacterized. The record is from RefSeq and is a predicted model, not a curated record. NCBI's taxonomy places the organism in Eukaryota, Fungi, Ascomycota, Dothideomycetes, Pleosporales, Leptosphaeriaceae.
AUGGACGCUCUUGCCAAUCUCAAAAAGGGAGACUCUCCAACACUCGCUCUGGUGCACCCCACCGAGGAAGAGAAGUUGUAUCAGUUCAAACUCAACAGCGCUGAAUGGCGUGGAGCCCUCUCUCCUGAAGCAUACCUCCGUCGCGAGGAGGUACUCUCACAUCAGGCGCUCACAAAGGACGGCGGCAUCUCUUACUGGAUUCUUGUCGACACCUCUCUGCCCAACAAUCCAUUAGAGCCCGAUUCUGGCAUGAGACUACCGCUUGCAAGUUGCGAAUCAUUUCGAAAGAAAGCGUUGGUAUGGCAGAAUGGGGAGUUGCAAGAAGUCAUCACACAUUGUAUCGGAAGCGUGUUCUGUGCACAUCACCUGAGAAAGAGAGGGUACGCGCAAAGAAUGAUGCAGGAAAUGGGCGAGAUUCUGAAAACCUAUCAAACUACUCAGGAGAACGACUGUUUGUUCUCGAUUCUCUUCUCUGAUAUUGGAAAGCAAUUCUACAAUCAAUUCGGAUGGGAGCCAUUCCCGUCAUCACAUGUCUCUAUGCCACCCACCACAUCUGCAAAUGUGAAGAAUUUACCCGUCGCUCGACCGCUGUACGAAGAAGAUUUGGAAGAACUGUGCAAGAUUGACGUUGCUGCUCUGAGACGGAGCUUGCAGUCUCGGCCCAAGGGCAGCAAGGCUGCCGUUGCGCUGACACCUGAUAUCGACACGAUUCGGUGGCACCAUGCGCGAGAAGAGUUUGUCGGAAUGGAGCUCCAUGGCAAGACACCAAAGAUCAAGGGGGCCAUGGUGACUACAGGAGAAGGCAAGCGAGUGUGGUGCUACUGGACACGCAUGUGGUACAACCCCAACACAGCCGAGGCGAAGGGCAAUACCUUGCACAUACUAAGACUGGCAAUCGACGACGCGAAGUCGAGGAUAGCCAUUAAUGGGGCUACCAACGGCCAAAGCAAUGGUCAAAGCAAUGGUCACACCAAUAGUGACGCCAAUGGCCAUACAAACGGCCAUGUCAACGACAAGUCGGGUGAUGAAAGUGAAGAAGCUGCUAUUGCAUCUCUACUGGCGAUGGCGCAACAUGAAGCAGAAGAAUGGAAGAUGGAGCACGUUGAGAUGUGGACGCCAUCGCCGAGCGCGCUGGCAGCAGCACGCAGAUUGCAUCCUUCGGCGGAAGUGAUUGACCGGGACACUGAGAGCAUAGCGUGUCUGCGGUGGUACCCCGACCAUGAUGGACCAGUCGCCGAUAGGAUUGACUGGGUGGGGAACGAGAAGUACGGAUGGUCGUGA